Messenger RNA from Babesia ovata, 5109 nucleotides. RefSeq lists its product as uncharacterized. Lineage: Eukaryota; Apicomplexa; Aconoidasida; Piroplasmida; Babesiidae. Bases 1 to 5109 code for a protein of 1702 amino acids. The record is from RefSeq and is a predicted model, not a curated record. The transcript has a single exon.
AUGGCGUUCUUGCACUCAGUGCUUAAAGAUGUCCACGCAAAACAGCCUUACAGUGUUGGUAAAAAACAACUAAAAGAUAAUGUUGUUGAUCAACUUGGACGUUAUUUGUGUUCAGGUCAUGAGGGUUUUAAGAGUGUCAUUGGCCAGGUGGCCGCCGGUGUCCGUGGGUAUAAUAGGGAGGUGGAGAGAUCUAAUACGGCGGUCAAGACAAUUGUAACUGGGAUGCAGAGGAAUAUGGAGAGUCUUCAAACUCAGGUGAGUGGAAUUUUAAAAGAUCAUUCUGAUGCAGGUGAUUUCGAGAAAGUGAGGAAGGCGGAAACAUCUAUCCAUGACAGGUUGACGGACUGUCUUAGCCGUGCUGACACUUUCGAGAAAGAAAUGUACAACGCACAAAAUAAGGUUCUAGACUUAAAUUCUAAUUUGCGUAAUAAUAUUUUCAUUGUCAAAAAUAAUAUUUUGCGUGAACGUGAUAGUCUUAGCAGGUUGGCUAAGAAGCAGCAGAAUGACUUAAACAGCAUGGCGGACACAAUUCGUGAGGCGCUGGAGUUUCUCCGAAUAUGUGUUAAAGAUCAGAUUAAAACGGAAAUAAAGAAGUUUGUCGAGGAGUUGAUAAGAUUGGUGAAGGAUAUAAAAAGCCUCCUUGUUAAAAUUAGGGACACUCUGGAGGAGUAUGAAUACAAUCUAAAAUCAUGGAUGAAAGAGGCCACUAAGGUUUUGGAAGGCACCAUUAGGGAUACUGAAUUGAUUAUAAACAUGGCCAAUGGAGGUAAAGAUAGUUGGAAGAAAAGGGUUGAAGAUGCUGUGAAGGAACUAGAGCGCAAGACAAACGAGCUCACAUAUUACGUUGAUGCGCAGGUUAAGCCGGGGUUGAAAGGUCUGGUCACCGAAGCCCUCACGGCCGUGAAAACGAUGGACGACGAGCUGAAGCAGGAUUUGUUUGGGGUGAGGGAGGCGAUAAAAAGUAAGGUGGAUGCUAUUACGGAGAGGAUUGGGGCGCUGUAUAAGGUUAUUGAUCCACAAGGCAACGGGGUGUCAGAUGAUCAAAAGAAGAAGAUUGAAAAGAUUUUCCAACAUAUUAAAGGGCGGUUUAAUGAGAUAUCGGGAAGUGGUGUAAGAAGCCCGAAUGGUCUAAAUCAGAUUGUUCAGGCGGUGCAGGGAUAUGUUGGGGAGUACAGUAGGAAUUUUGAAAGUACUGUGAAAAUAUGGGUGGACGAUAUUCUGAAACUGGAAAGUGACGAACCUUUGAAGACAUCUCUCGGAUUUUAUCUUAACCAAGAUGCUCAUUUCAAGACAGGAUUUCAGAAAAAAGGUCUGAACAUCAUAAGAGACACAGUUAAAGAAAAAAUUGUAGAACAUGUUAAGAGCCUUUUGGGACAGCCUCCAUUGACGGACGAUAAAGUUGAUCUAAAAUUGACAUCCAUACAGUCUUGUCUCAAUGCCUUUGCACAAAAGCUGCAGAGUGACAUAUCUGGAAAUGCUUCAACAAUUGUCCAAUUGGUUGAAAAUGUCAUUCGUGAUACUCAAUCGUCUUCUCGCCUUACGUAUGAUAAAUCCGAUUUAACGCAAUCGGUUGAAAUGGCUUUAGCCACGCUCGCAUCCACCGCCAGGCAGGCGGGUGAGCAGGUUAAAACCCUUGCUCAAAAGUGUAAACUGGUGAACAUUAACAGUGCCUUGAGCGCGGCUAAAGAGCUUUUUGGUAAGGUUGAAAAUGCGGUUGGCCAAAAUCAUGGUUCUCCCAAACCCGGCCAACCAGGCACCGCCCAAGCCGUCGACUUAGCGAUCAAGGCGGUGAGCGACACGCUCGACGCGCAGUUGCCGGAAGACAAGCCCAAUAAAGUUAGCAUUAAAAAUACCACCGACCGCACUGUUUUCGAGCAUUACAAACAGCAAGUCGACCAAGCAAGCCUUACAGCUGCGACCACUAACAUCUAUAAGCUUGACGGCGCCCUUCCUGCCGCGAUCAAGGAGAUUGGAGCUGAAGCUUCAAGCAUCACCGUUGAGGAGAUUACAAGAGAUGUAAGCAACCUGUCCAGCGCAAUCACCAAUAAUGUUAACUCCCUCACCAAGUCGAUAUCAGAAACCGCCAACGAUGGAGUGCGUGCGACUCUUAAAUUAUUGAGAGACGCCAACAUCGGUCACUCGCUCACCAUGCUGAAAGGAAAAUUCCAGGAUUUGAGAAAGAAAUAUGUGAAUAUGGUCAUCCAGGAUGCGGAUAGCUUUAUAACCUCAGACGUUCCGAGAUUGGAGAGGGAAUGUAUCUCCACCAUAACUAAUUACGUCGAUUCCAAAAUUAACGACGCAAAAAAUAAACUCACCCACCAAGCCCGCAAACAUUACGUUACAUCCAUACGAAAAAUGUUGCAGGCAUUUUCAAGCAAAAUUAGGAGCCAAUUAUUUGAUUUGCCCGCGCAGAUCGAGGAGGACCUGCGCGUAGGGUUCAAGGGGUUUAUGAAGACGCUGGAAGGGAAGGUGGAAGAUAUCGACGGGACACCGACGGGUAAAAACAUUAACAAGCUUAAAAGCCUUACUGAAAACAGUGUCCCACAUCUAUCCAUAGCAUUGCACAGCUUCUUCACUACAGUAAGAAAUUAUGUUGAUCAAGAAAUCAAGAGAGUUCACCAGCAAGAGUAUGAGAAGAAAAAUCCUCCUACUCCCAACACUCCAGAGCCAUAUGCUGCUAGACUCGACAAGGUUUAUACCACGUUUAGCAUCUUAUUAACCCACAUCACUGAUACAAAUAGAUACGACCAUCUGGUGCCCGGAAUGCUGGACGCCGUUGAAUCAGCAAUCACAGCUCUCACUCCGAAAGACUUUGCCAACCCGAACACCGCAAUUCUAGAUGGUGUCCGCAAAGGACUUGGUGUAUUUGUGGCCGAAAUGAAGAAAGUGUACAUCAGUAAGUAUGAUAGCCAAGUCCCUACAGAUGUGUGGGUGAUUCACGAAAUGACAUCUACCACAAAAGGCGUCGAAACGCAAGAUAAGUUCACUGAGGAAGGCCGAAAGGCCGCUAAAGUCCUGCUCACUAUAACCUCCACGCUGUAUGAGCAACUGCAUUUCUUGUACUAUCACUGCUCGACCACGUUUUCAGCCUUUAGCAUCGAUGGUACUAAAUACAAAAAUGAUGCUCUACAAACGCAUUUCGAAAAGCUGGGUUAUGACAUUCCUAAUUUGAUUAAUAAAAAUAAUACUGGUGAUCAUGUUGCCAAAAAAUUACGCGAAGCGUUUUUUUACACGUUUGAUUUCAAAACUUACCCAGAUAAACAUUCACAUCCUUAUUUCGAGAUAUACCUUCAGGCGAUUCGGUUAUCGCAGGGCCCCCUGUCAUUGCUAUACUGGAGCCUGGCAGAUUACUUUAAGGCGUGCCACUUUAAAAUAUCUGUUUCCAAAAUAUAUCCGUGCUCAAUUAAAGACAUGUCGGCUUGGAUUUGUGGUCUACCGUAUACAUUAGUCUUCACGCAGAUUAAUGGCCACUGCAAAAAACAGCUUAAUGUGCAAAAUAAAUCAACAGGCAAAUUCCCCAACAAAGAUGACCCCGUCAUUGGUCAAGCUCUUAGAUACAACUUGUCUCAUAGCCUAUACGCUACUUGCCAAAUUACCUACAACUUCCUAACCACUAUACAGGGCCACGGUCGUGGUUUCGACCAGGCCGACUACCCGUAUGCGUGCAAUUUUUGUGACAACUCACGUAACUUUUACUACCCUCAAAGCGUCACAGAAUUAUUAGACAUGUUAAAAGAUAUAUGUACACGUCUACUAAGUGCGCUAAACUUAUUGCGAACACGAUGUAAAUAUGAUGCAUCAUUGGCUAACGGGUGGGCUGACUGCUCAUACGGUCAGGGCAUCCCCGGUUACCAAUGGAAUUGCAACAAACCUACAGGCCAGUCGAACAGCAAACCAAGGUGCCAACCAAACGACCAACCAAAUUGCCAACCAAAGUCCCCGCUUCAGGCUCAUCUAACAGACCAGUUACCCGGUUGGCUACCACACAAAUUAGAGUCCGUCGGUUGCUCAGCUAAAUGUUAUACCUGCCCAAAAGCGUCCCGUGGUCAACAAUGUAUUACCCCGAUGGGUUUCUGGGACCUGACCAGUGCAGGAUCGAAAGAGGGUCUCGGUAAGGAAAUAUACGAUGUCCUCUCCGACAUGUGCGGUAAUGCAGAUUCACCACUAUGUUCACUGCUUCGUUGUCUAAUCGCUAUGCUACCAUCUCCUCCCAGAAGUUUAGGCGAUAUGUUUGCGUUCUACUGCAACGGUAUGCAGAGAUGGAAUGGAACAUCAUACGAUCAAGACCAAAAACAGAUAGAUCAAAUUGACAAAUGCGUGCGUAUGUCAUUCCCCUUCUCUGAAGAUUUCCACAAUAACUUCCAAGCGGAGCAGCUCACCGUACCGCUACGAACGCUUCACUAUUCCUCAAGUGAUCACAGCGGUGCUGAAUCCGAUGCUAUCACGCACUCGGACCUGUCGAGUAUUACAGUCCGAUCGAAGUGUAGAAAUGCAGGCACGUGCGGCCCGUAUAUUCAGCCAUUAUGCUUCCAUGCACAACACUCUUAUGCGCAGAAACACGCUGGGCUAUUUAUAUCGUGGUACAUACACCUCGCAUGGCAACUCUGGGAUCUGUUGAAAGAAUUAUUUGACGCAUUCAAAGGAAUUGAAUGCAAAGCGCACGGAUGCAGCAAAUGUGCCUGUAAAUCUGGAAAACACGGCGAUAAGGAUGCCUGUAAAUGUAACUCAGUCGCUCAGUGUGGUGGCGUACUACCGACGUUAUAUAAAUAUGGCUUCACAUUUGGUAAUGCUAAGAGCCUGCACAACACCAAGCGGUGUGACAAUUUCUGCGCUCAACUUCGAAAAGUCAUCGAAUCGAAUUACUUCUCCACUAUAUUCACAGCAAUCGACGACUUCAUAUUUGCAAUACGAGCGCCCUUUACAUGGACACUUGUAGCCCUCUGGUCCCUCUCUUUGCUCUACCUGCUGCACAUCGCCGUAGUCCGCCUCGACGUGCUGAGGAUCCGCUCCCACCUGAAAUCACCCGCAAGCCACCGCAUCGCCGCCCAGUCCCUCCUCGCCGCCGCACGCGUCAGGGCACUCGCCAACGUCAAGUACUUCUCACCAUAA